Molecule: messenger RNA, 11143 nt
Organism: Chiloscyllium plagiosum (whitespotted bambooshark)
Lineage: Eukaryota; Metazoa; Chordata; Chondrichthyes; Orectolobiformes; Hemiscylliidae
Product: aminopeptidase Q-like
Biological process (GO): proteolysis; peptide catabolic process
Cellular component (GO): membrane; cytoplasm
Molecular function (GO): zinc ion binding; metalloaminopeptidase activity; peptide binding
Source: RefSeq, a predicted model, not a curated record
UCUCUCAUGACGGUAUUCACUAACAUGUGAAGGAAGUCAGGGGAAGGGGAAAGUGUCACAGGGACCCGGCGAGCAGAGAUGGGGCCAAAGUCCAACUCUGGCUUCUACCUCAGUAAGAAGGCGGCUGUGCUUUUCGCUUUCCUCGUCUUGGCGUUGCUGGUGAUUUUGACCGUCUUUGUCGGUCUUUACGCCAAGCUGAGGGCUGAGAGAACCCAAGAGGUCACCCCAGCCACCCGGGAACCCCCCAGCGAGAGCAGCUCCAUGCAGCCGGGAGCUGAGCGCCUGGGACCAUGGAAUCACACCCGUUUACCGAGCAACCUGCAGCCCAUCCACUACCAGCUGGAGCUGUGGCCAAAGCAGGUGCAACCCGGCCAGGACCAUCUGUACUUUUUAAUCGGCCAGGCUAAUGUGACAGUAAUGUGUCUAGAGGAGACCGAGGUGUUCCUGAUUCACAGCCGAAACCUCAAUUACUCCGGCUUGAGUCUCACUGCAGGCGCCCACUCUCCUCAGCUGGACCCUCGGCCCGUUCCCAACAUACAAGAGGUCUGGCUUGAAGUUAGCCACGACUACCUGGUGAUCGAACUGGAUGGGAAGUUAGUGCCGGGACAGCAGUACACUCUCCAAAGCAAUUACAGCGGGAAGCUGGGCGAGAAGCUGCAGGGACUCUUCAUCAUUCACGACCCGGAAAAGGAGCACCAAAAACCUAUCAUUGCAUCCUUGUUGGAACCAACAUUUGCCCGGUCAGUUUUCCCAUGUUUUGAUGAACCCGCUAUGAAGGCAACUUUUGACAUCAGGCUUGUGAACCGCCCCGAGUUUGUAGCAAUUUCUAACAUGCCAGCAAUUGAUGUUUCUGAAAGACUGGACGAGGAUGGUAAAUGGAAAGUUACGACAUUUAACACCACUGUGAAGAUGUCUACCUAUAUAAUUGCUUUUGUUAUUUUUGACUAUGAUUACGUUAGCACAACUUAUAAUGACAUAGAGAUUCGUGUGUGGGCAGAUAAAACAGCCGUAUCAAAUGGUGAAGCUGAAUAUGCGUUAAAUAUUACAGGCCCAAUACUCGCAUACUUUGAAAAGUAUUAUGAUGUGAAUUAUCCCCUCCCCAAAAUAGAUAUUGUAGCAUUGCCUCUCUACGGACCAGUGGCCAUGGAAAAUUGGGGUCUGCUGCUAUUCAGAAAGAGUUCAUUGUUGCUUGAUCCAAAGAAGGAAUUCUUUAAUAAAUUAGCCAUAACAGCAGUAGUUGCUCAUGAGCUGGCACAUCAGUGGUUCGGAAACCUCGCCACAAUAAGAUGGUGGAAUAAUCUAUGGCUUAAUGAAGGAUUUGCAUCAUACUUUGAAAAUCUUGAAUUUUCUUCUGAAGACCAUGUGAAAAAAUGGAAACAUAGAUACCCAAUUCAUUUGAAAUACUACGUGUUCCAAACUGAGGAGAAUAUUUUUUCACAUUCACUGUCUAUGAAGAAAGAAGAUAUUGAAACAUUUGACGAAAUCAGGGAAAUGUUUAGCGACACCACAUACAUUAAGGGUGCCUCUGUUAUCGAUAUGAUCUCCCACUUUAUGACAGAGGAGCUGUUUGCAAAAGGGCUUACAUCAUAUCUCAAGGCCUUUUCCUAUUCAAAUGCUGAGGCGGAUGAUGUGUGGAAUCAUUUGCAGAUGGCAAUAGAUAGUCAGGAUGUUAUUAAACUGCCAACAUCAAUAAAAUCCAUCAUGGACACAUGGACAAUGCAGGAAGGAUUACCUAUUAUAACAGUUAAUACAACAAGUGGCACUGUAAAGCAAGACUACUUCGGGAAAUCAAAGGAAAACAGAAAUUCAAACUACUCAUGGUUUAUUCCUGUUUUCUGGAUGAAGAAUGGAUCUGUGCAGCCACUUAUCUGGUUUGAUGGUGAAUCUAAAACAUACCCUGAGAUAAAACGUACCACAGAUGAAGAAUGGAUUCUGCUAAAUAUUAAUGUUUCCACCCUCUGUAGAAUUGUCUAUGAUGAUUCAAAUUGGCAGCAGCUAAUUCUACAACUAAACAAAGAUCCAACAGUUAUUCCAAGUUCAAACAGAAUGCAACUAAUCUGUGAUGCAUUUGACCUAGAAAAGAUUGGAAAUAUUAACAUCAGAACUGCUCUCAGUACAACUACUUAUCUUGCUAAGGAACAGGAUAAUGAUGUAUGGUAUGCAGCUUUUCAUUACUUCAGCAGACUUGAAAAAGUAAUAAGGACCACCUACACAUUUGGACUUUACAAGAAAUACAUUUUCAGUCGAAUUGUUCCAUUUUAUUAUCAUCAAAUGAAAUUGAUGAAUGAAGAUUUCAAUAAUAUUCACAAUAGCAGUGUUGAAAAAACAAUAUUCCUCAAAACUCUUAAUAAACUGUAUCUACUUGAUCUAAAGGACUUGAUGGAUCGAGCAACAGAUCUUUAUUCACAACUGAUGAGUAAUCCGGCUAACAAUACAAUUCCAAGUUAUGCUAGACGCCAUAUUUACUGCGAGGCCAUUAAAGCUGGCAGUGAAAAAGAAUGGAACUUUGCAUGGUCACUUUACCAGAAUUCAUCACAAGAUGAUGAAGUAUUACUGUUUGCUAUGGGAUGUAGUCGAGAACCAUGGAUUCUAUCCAGAUAUUUACACUAUACUCUGGGUGAGUUAAUAGUCUCUGAGAAGCAUUCAUAUACAGUUUAUCAGUCAGUGGCAGAAAAUCCAAUUGGUUGGGCUUUAGCAUGGAACUUCUUAAGAACAAACUGGAAUAGUAUUAAUACUAACUCUACUUAUCACAUUGAACUGAUGACUUUACUUGAUACAGUUAGUGAAGGGCUCCUAACUGAUUUUGGAUUACAAGAGUUUGAAUUAUUCCUGAACAGUACCGCUGAAGAAGAAGAAUGGGCACAUACCGUUCAACAGCUCAUCAUUGGCUCACGGGAUCUUUUGAACUGGAAUAAGAAAAUUCAUACUGAAGUUCACAAUUGGUUGAGUGAACACAUACCUGCAAACUGAAUCAGUACUAAAAUUCAGGAACAUGUUAAAGGUCCAUAGAGUCAAAACAAGACUAUUGUUUUCUCAUGAAUCAAUCCUAAGUACCUAAUUUGUAAUAUGUCCUUCAUGUUUUCUUUCUCCAAAAGUCUGUUUAACUCACUUGUACUGAUGGCUUCAAUCACCUUUCAUGUUAGGUUAUUGCACAAUUCUAGUGUUAGUUGAGAGUAGAAGAUGCGCUUAACUUUUCUUCCAGAUAUAAAAGCUAAAUUUUAACACGUUCACCAACAUAUACAACUUCACUUUAAUAAACAAAAACAAAUCUGGCUAGAACGUUAUUUGGCAAGAUGUUACUGGCCCUGGAGAGGUAAGAAUAGAGAUGGUUUGGGGAUGGUUUUGUACAUGGAAUGUGGCUGCAUUAGGUCAGCUUCUCGAUGUCUUCCCAACUUCAACCAAUGUCACCAGGUGCAGACUGCAGGAAGCAUCAGUAGUUGACAGAUCACUGGCAGUUGAUUCAAGUUGUUGAACAACCAACUGACAACCAUUUUGCUGAAUUUUCCAACUGCUUGGAGCUAUCUGUGCAGCAGUUGGGGAAUUUGAGGAAGUUAUCAGACAUGGAAGAGGAGUGUUCAUGGGGCCAAUGUGGCAGUUUUGUGAUCACAACAAAGGCUCUCCAUUCAAGGUAUAUACUAUCAAAGGCUAAACUUAAUGGAGAUGCCUGAGUACAAAUGCCAUAUGCUGGAGGGGUUGAUGCCAAUGGGAAGUGAUGGACAUCCAGCGCCUGUAGCUUUAAAGAUGAUGUACUCAAAAGAUAUUGCUUGUGAUUCAUUCCUGAUACCAUGUGAGUUCCCUCAAUUAGUAUCCCUUUGCUGCAAAAAGGCUAUAUGCUGUACGGGCUGGCCUAUAUAUCCGGUUCACAAUCAAUAGGGCCAGUCAAGCUUAGGCAGUAGUUGCUUUGGGGCCUUGGCUAAAUUUCCUCACAUGCAACAAGUCAUUGACUGUAUGCAUAUGCCCAUCAAAGCUGCCUCAGAAUCUGUGAACAGGAAAGUGUUCCAAUCCCUCAAAGGAUUUGUGACCAUUGUGGCAGAUUAUGCAUGUUCCAAAUGCGUCAGUUGUUCUGGUCACCAUGCCUUUGUAGUGGAUUCUAGGGGACAAGGAUUAUUCCCUGAAGUAAUGGCUUCUGACCCCUGUGUACAACCCCAAAACAAGAGCAGAGGACAUGUAGAACUUCUACUGUAUGACUACAAGGGCCACCAUCAAGUAGAUCAUUGGCCUUUUGAAGGGUUUAAAUGCCUUUGUAGAUGCGGAGGAGAUACCUGAUUCAACCACAAGGACAUCCUGUACAUUGUAGAACCUGGUACUCCACUGGGAGUAGGGCUAGGCACAGAGUGAGCCCCAUCCUUACAAGAGGAGGGCAAUAAGAAUAUGGGCCAACUGAUGGGCCUGGCACAUAGGUCAAUGACAUGCAUAGCAGGGUGAUUUAUGACUCUCCAAUCACCAGGCACUUCACAUGGGGACAAGCGCAAGUGGCUCCCAAGCCAACCACUUCUCUCCCAGAGAAAGCCUGGCUGACCUUUCAUCAUAGACACUUAGCAUCUCUCUGUAACACAUAGUCCUAUAUGUGAGUCCUAUCAACAUAGACACUCAUGACGCCCUUAAUAUUACAUACCAUCCAAAUAUUUGAUUCCAUAUCUGGUCACUAUAAACUGUUGUUUAAAAUUAAAAACAUAAGCCUUUAUACAUUGAAUGUCAAGCUCUUUAACUCUCAUUGAACAUGAAGUGCUACUGCAUUUCACAAAUUAUUCUCAUCCAGUGAAAUCACAAGUGCAAAUUCCCCAUCCAGUUAUGCAUUUACUCGCAAUCAUUUCUAUGAGUAUUACUGCUGCAUCCAAUGCAGAUGUGAAUGCUGCCUGCUGCCUUUCUUGCUCCACUGCGUUAGUUAGCAAUAGUUUAUAACUUCAGGGGCCUGACACAUUACAGUUCGCCUGUACCAUGUCAGUCAUCUUACAACAUCCUCUUCACUAUUUAGACAGCUACCUCCAAGUAUGCUUUCUGGAUGAGACAAGCUGCUUUCUCUUCUCAACUCAGGACCUGAAUAUUAGAGUGACCCCAAAAGUUGAAAACCCAAUUUCUUUACUGUCACACAGAACUUUUUUUGCUGCUCACCCAUAUUAACAUUAUCUCUGAUUAAAGGAGCAGGACUAUACACAGUAUCUUAGAUGUGUUGAUCAACGCCUUAAAUUGCAACAAAAUUACCUCUUUUAAUUGUGUAAUGUCCAGAGCCUUGCCAUUUUAUCUGCAGUUGUGCACUCUACUUAUUGUUUCUUAGAUUUAGAAAUCCAAAGCACUUUUUCUCGACAGCACUCUCCAUUUCACACACAUCUUUAGAUUCUUGGUCUUCUGUAAAACAAGUCAAAAUGUAAUUGGAUCUACUAAUUGGAUGUACAGAUUAAAAUCAUUCUGACUCAGACAAAAGCAUUCCUUAAUCCCAUCAUCUCAUGUUCUCGACACCCCGAGGACUCUCUUCCCAUUCCUACUUCAAGAUUCCAAACCUACCUUUUCCGGCAAGGUCUAGCAGUUAGCCUCAUGAGGUUGCCUGCAGUCCCAGUGUUGAUAGCGAUCCCAGUGGCAAUACUGGGACUAGAGCUGCCAGCCAAUCAGAGGUGGCACUGUUUCUCAAGUGAGUGAUUGAAGCUCUGCCUGCAGCCAAUUAAAGCACCAUUCAGUGUUAAGUAGCUGCAAGACAGAAAGCAUCAGUAGCGGCAAAGAUCUGGUCUUCUCUGUUUUUUUUUAAAUCCAAUGUUCUAUCCAACAAUGUAUAUAUUCCAUGAUUUAUUGCCUUAUAAUUUAAUCAUCAAUAAUAGAACAGUGUUGAAAGCUUUCUGAAAAUCUGAGUAAAUGCUGUCAACAUAUUUAUGUUGGCCACUGUGCCGUUAAUUUCUUAUAAAGAUUCCAGCAGGUUAGAUAAAGAAUAUCUCUGCUUUCAGAAUCAAUACCAAGUGUCCUUUAUUAAAUCGUACUUUUCCAAGUUUCCAGCAUUCAGAGAUUAUAUUUUUCUUUCUUCUCUUAUUUUAAUUGAAGAAUUAAACAAAUGCUGUCCACUUUAUAAAUGUAUUUAUUUGUUGCACUGCUUAUUGGAAGAAACUAUAUUCUAGAAAUAACAAUAUUAGUAAGUAAACACUUAUUUUGACAUGACCACAGAAUUCCCACAAAUCUCAUCUAUCAGGAGCUGGCAGCCUCUGUUUGGACAACAGCUCUUCAUUAUUUGACUGCACCCUGGGUGGCAGGAGCUGCUGCCUAUACUCCACCCACCCAACACUCAGGAUCAAAAAUGGAUCCAGUGCUUGCGUGAAAUGGUGGGCAGAACGUUGCAAAAAAGCUACAUUGGCAGCAAAGUCAGGGGGAUGCCUCUCAGCAAAUUCCCUCUCUCCCAUCUCCAUAGUGCUGCGUCCCUCGAUCAUGCACUGAGUGCCUUAGAAUGGAAGACUCUCCAACAUCCCCCAAAAACCUCCAAGCAUCCUUGACUGUAUUUAAUUUCUGAAUUCCCACUUAACGAGCAUCGCACCCACCUUCCUGUUCAAUUAAAUGCUCAACCUGCCAUCAGGCCCACCAAGAAGUUAUUAAAUUCCUUGUGGUUUGAAAACGAUGUACCUUUUCCUGCUAUUUACUUGUAUGUUGUCUAGUUCCUUCACUGCUAUUACUGAAUCCCCUUGUUCCUAAAACUGGCAGAGCUUUGCAUGUAACAAGUAGCCGAAGGAUAAUUUUAGCAUUUGCCAACUGUAUAAAUGGGGAGUUAUCAGAUUGACCACUGUCAUACACCUCUCCUGAUUUAUGUGCCCUUUGAAAUCUAAACAGAAGAAAAUUAAGAUGUAUAACAGGCAGCUGAUCUAUGUCACCUUGUUUACACAUUCAACAAAAAAAAACUUACCUGUCUUAUCAAAAAUAUUUCCGAUCCAUUACUUCUAAUUUUCUGAUCAGCUGUGUACCACUUGGGAUAUCUACCAUGGUGUGAAGUCUCAUAGAAUCAGUUAUGUUUUCCUCCUAUUCCUGAAAAAAUGAAAAAGUGUUGAAUACCUUUCCCAUUUGUUCAAUCAUUUUGUGUUUUGUUUACCAAAUGUAUAAUGAAAAUCAUUAUCUUGAGGUAAGUUUGAUGCUUCAUCUGCCAAGUUUCUUUCACUUGUUUUUGCAUGGUUUUAUAGUAUACUUAUACUGUAUAAUGUGUUGACAAGCACCAAGAAACAUCUUUAUUAUAUUUUCAUAAUCAAAGACACUGUUUCUUCUUGAAAUUCUGUACAGGCAGUGAUUUUAAAAGUAUAUUUAUUUAGCACCCACAGUUUAUACUGUUGAUGAAUGGUUUUCCAACCUUGGGAACCAAUAAUAGGUACAGUAUCUAUUGGAAAAAACUACUACAAUUAAAAUAUUUAAAAAAAAAAUCUUACAGAUGAACUAUUCAAUUUAUAAAGUGUCAUUUUUGUGCACAAAAGAGCCAAUGCUUAUUUACAAAAUAAAGCUAGGAAGAUUGAAUGGGUUACAGGAAUAAAUUCUGACAGUGAAUGUAGUAAGUAUUGUUAUCAACUUUAGUACAUAACGCAUCUUUGUAUUAGCUUUUCUAUUUUAAGCUUGAAUUUUCCUACAAGCAUUUCUAUUGCCCUUUUUGUAAACAGAAUCUUGUACUCAGCCCAGCACAUUCAUUUUCAAAUUCCAGUGAACUUCUCCGAUGAAACCCAUUCCCUUUGAUCGGGUACAGCGCUGACCCUACUGUUCAUUAUCGGCUUAUUAAUGAAAAUCCUGUUUUUGUUUUAGGAUUAUUGUUCUGUUUUUAAAACGCUGUCUGUCAGACUGUGGUUACUGCGAGAUAUAUGUCAGUGAGAGCUCAGGGAAACAAAUUUAAAAAAAAUAAUGUUGAAAAUAGACAGAGGAAGUAAUGGUGUUGAAUAUUACCUGUUCAUCUCUAAGACUAAAGAUCAGUACCAGAAAAAUGAUCUGGUGAAAGUUAGCAAGGCAACACAAUAACUGCUCUCCCUUUUCUUUCCUGGGAUACUCUGGGUGUUAAUAGACUAUACACCAUUGGGCUGGUUUUAACUACAGCCUGUAGACUUGCAGUGUAGGAACUAAAAGUGCACAUCCCACAUAUUCCCAUCUAACUCUUCUCCUGGGCCCAUUAAAAUCUAAUGGCUAGUUAUUCCCUACACAGUGAGACUGGCAGUCAAUCGAUACCACAGGGAACAAUACCCAAAGGUGGCUUGUCCUGAGACUUUCAGUGGAGUGAGGGACUGCCUGUUGAUGCUAAGUCCCAGUGCAAUGAUGAACCAGUGGAGUCAUCAGCAAGGCAGAAGAACAGUCAGCAGGACAAGAUCUGGCAGAGUAUCCAGGAGAUAUGGGCACCCAGGCAAUGUCUGUGGAGGAGUCCAUCCAAGCGAUGAAAUCUGUGAUUCCUCACAGCAUCUGUGAAUACAGAAACAGAGUUAAAGCUUCAAGUAGAGUAUAACUCUUGAAGACUACUUUUUCUUUUUAUUGUGCAAAGCUAACAGACUACCAAACGGGCAUAAUGGAAUUUUUUUGUCAUUAAAUUUAUUAAAUCAGAAAAUUAUGAAAACCCUGACCUUGAGGCUGAACUUUAGAAAAUUAUUUACAGUCAGAUGAUUAAACAUUUAGGCAGAAAUAAAGAUUGGAAGGUUUGGAAUAAAAGUUAAUUUAUUACCUUUAUUUCUAAGCAUAUGAUAUGCAGUAUGAGAGUCGCAAAGAAUCACACAAUGUGCAAGGUUAACUAAAAUUAGAAAGAAAAUGCAACUUCUGAAGAACUAGAUUAGGGUAUAGACAGCAUGUCACACAAGUGGCCUUAAAGCCUGAACAUCCCAGAGGCAUGCACAACUGCCCAAUGCCUCAGGCUACCUCAAAAGGAGGGAUUAUAUGAUUUUAUAUUCAUAUCACAAAAAGAUAAGCACAUAACUGGAAAUUUAUAGUAGAUAUUUGAGCCCAGAUAUUCCUGUUAAAAUAAUCAUGAGGCUGAGCUGAUUGACCUCCAUUAAUCAGAACUAUUUUCCUUUGUGGUUGUUAUGACUCAACCAGUGGAGACCUUUGCCCCUGACUUCCAUUGACUUCAACUUUUCUAGGUGGCCUGAAUGUCACAAUCAGUCAAAUGCUGUGUUGAUCUCAAGGGUAGUCUUUCUCACCUCAUCGCCAGAAUUCAGACUUUUUGUCCACAUUUGGACAAAGGCUGUAAAAAAGUCUGAAGGUGAGUGGUCUUGGCAGAAGCUAUUCUGAGCAUCAGGGAGCAGGCUAUUACUCAGUAAGUGCCAUUUGAUAGCACAAUCCAUCUGUCCAUCAACCAUCAAUUUUCUGAUGGUUGAGAUUAGACUAAUAUUGUGGUAAUUAUCUGGAUUAAAUUUAUUCUGUUUUGUGUGCUCAGAAGUAACUGGGUAACUUUCCACAUUGACAGCGAGAUACCAGCUUUGCAGUUAUACUGGAACAGCUUGGCUGGAAAUAUUUAGGCUUCUGGAGGACCAAGUUAUCAGUAUUACAGGAUGUUAUCAGGACCCUUAACCUACUCAGACCACACCCGAUAUGUACAGGCAUUUCUAGAUGUCUCAAGGAUUGAAUUGAAAUGGCUGAACAUGACAUCUGUAAUGCUGGGAAGACUGAGAUGGAUCAUCCACAGUACCCCUGGCUGAGGGUGGUUGUGAAUGCUUUAGUCUUGUCUUUGGCGCUCCACCAAGAUCCACAACGGGGAUAUGCUUGCAGCCUCCUCUCCCAAUAAUUGUUUAAUUCUCCAACAGCAAUCAUUAUGACAGAAUACUGAUCAGAUUCAUUCAGAUAGGUUUGAAUGGUAGAAAACAGGUCAGCUUUUCUGAGAACAAACCCAUGAAAACUGGUGGCCUGUUGAAGAUAGUGAGGGUAGUGUUAAGAGGAUGUAAUUAGAAUGGAGGAGAGUGUUCAUGGUCUGAAGUUUUCAAUUCAGUAUUGAGUUCUGAAGGCUGUAAAAUGCUUAAGCAGAAAAUGAAAUUCUGUUCCUUCAAUUUGCUUUUGGCUUCUCUGGAAUACUGCAGUAGAGUAGGGUAGAAAUGUCAGCAUGAAAGCAAAUAAUGAUUGAAAUUGUUCUCAGCCUACCAGUGUUAUGCAAAGAAAGUUCACAGCAUUAACUGGACAGUGGUAUGUUGAACGUGCGGUGUAGCUACCAAACUGGUGACAGACAAAAGGAUGCCUCUUGCACAUCCCAGAUUUUAAUUGCUAGUCUAUAUCUUUAACUGUCUAGUCCUAAAAACUCUGAAAUUUCUGCUCUGAGCCUAUCUUUAUAUAUAUUAUUAUACGGCCAUUAAAAUUUGCCUCUAUUAUUAAUCGUUUUGGUUACCAGUCCUAAAAUCUCCCUAUGUGACUCAAUGUCAAACUUAGUUUGGUAACACUGCUGUACUAUACCUUGGAAGGCAUUAUAUAAAUGCAAUUUGUUGUGAGAUUGUUGUCAUUCCUGGGACUCUGUAGGCAGUGUGGGAGAAGUUUAGUGUCAUAAGAGAACAACCUCAGGAAAGACCAAACUAUCAAUUUUAAAAGAUGUGGAUAAUUCAGCAGGGAGCAUUGGUGAUUUGGUGAUCGAACUGAACUGACUUGCGAAAUAUUACCUCAGAAAGAUCAGUUGCUUUUUUUCUCUAAUUGUUUCUGCAACUUUGAAACUUUCCCGAAGGUUCAUUUACAGCAUAGAAAAAAUCUAUUCAACCUAUCAAGUCAAAAGUGCAACAUCCAAACAGAAAUUUGAAUUCUUGAUUUUCUGAAUCGUGAUCCCCUACUGACUGAGCUAUCAAGGUUAAAUUGAACUGAAAUUUUCUUUGAAUUUCUUCAAGAUAUUCCUCGAUUGUUAUUAGCAUAUACUCAUCUUCUUUCUGAAAUCUCCAGUUAAACACUGCUCUUUACCAGUGAGAACCUACAGACUCUAAGUAACAGGUCACUUGCCAAAUCCAAUUGUCCAGGAAUACCUUCACAAAGAAUCAACUCUGUCACUCUGAGUUUAACCAAUUGUCCUUCCAGGAACUCAAGAGUUGGAAAUAAAUCAAUCAAUAUCCAAGAAAACAGGCUUACAGAAAUCGUCUCUGUAACAGAUAGAACCAAAUGCCAAUGUUUGUCUCCUUGAUAUAUUACUGCACAGAACCAAACUGCUAUGUGAAUAUAUUUUAAAAAUUAUGAAUAAAGUAUAUUAUGAAAUAAAAAA